Molecule: messenger RNA, 4315 nt
Organism: Dreissena polymorpha
Lineage: Eukaryota; Metazoa; Mollusca; Bivalvia; Myida; Dreissenidae
Product: heavy metal-binding protein HIP-like
Exons: 2
Coding region: 180-944 (254 amino acids)
Molecular function (GO): protein binding
Source: RefSeq, a predicted model, not a curated record
UGGUAUGCAAACACAAACUGAUAAGAACUUAAUUUAUGGUAUCAUUCACAUGUAUGUGGUUAUCGGGUUGAAAUGAUACACGGCAUAGGUAAAUGUUGCGUAUUUAUGGCGACUCAUAUUUAAUAGUUAUCUAACAUGUUAAUAUAUUUGUUACAAAAUUAGAGCCGUUCAUCGAAAAUAUGGAGCCACCAGGAAGUGAUUUCGAGACGGGGGAAGAUUACAAAGGAAGAUCUACUUCGACACUUCAGUGCAAAAUUAAAUAUUGCCGCAGGAAUCCGAAUAUCAUUUGUUGGACACUUUUAUUAUUGUUUAUGUUUCUCAUUUGUGUGUCUUCACUAUCGAUAGCCGUAAAUAUUGGUCAGGGGGGACUGUCGAAGGAGGUCAGUAUUAGGCUGACUUUCCUAGAGAACACAGUGGAGGAUAUUACACAGAAAUUUCUUGAGGAGAAGCACAGAGCGGACAAGCUCUUUCAACAGCUGGAGCAGUUAAUGGUGGAACAUCACUGUGCAGAUGUAAAAGACGUUAUAGGCCAAACGCAAACAAAUGUCUCAAAUCGCGUAGCAUUUUCCGCCUACUUAGCGCGCGAUCUGGACAACCUUGGACCGGACCAAACCGUCAUCUUCGAAAACGUGACGCUGAACGACGGCAAUGCAUACAAUCCGUUGCUAGGCACGUUCCAUGUUCCACAAGCUGGUCUGUACUUCUUUACGGUUACACUGCAAUCGUUCCAAAAACGUCGGCAGUGGUUCAAGUUGGUAGCAGAUCGACAUAUACAAGCGGAGCUUUUAUACUAUCCGUUCGGACACCAAAUGGCAACUAAUACAGCUGUACUUCGCUUGAAGGAGGGGCAGACUGUGAGGGUUGCCGUUUCCGAAGAGGAGAACGGUGUCAGUCUUCAGAAUGGCUACACCUCAAAAUUUUCUGGGUUCUUUGUGAACGAAUAAGCUAGUGAUUCAAUGUCCAUUAAGAUAAAAGACACGACACGGAUAUUACAUGAGAUGAGAUACACAACUUAGUAUAAUGUUAAAUAUUAUGCGUUAUGUGAAAUUAAAAGGUGUAGUUUAAGAGUGCGAUAUACGAAUUUUCGUAGCGGGAGCUGUAAUUUUGUGAUCCCGCAAAGACAUUUCGUAAGGAGUACUUUACAAGAGAUAUAGAGCGAAAAUUAUUACGAAAUAAACGCUUAUCACUUCUUCCUGAUAUGGUUGGAGAGUAAGUGGAAUUUAUUCAUUAAACAAAAGCAAUAAAGUGUAUAAAAUGGCGAAAGAUACCUAUCUCGGAAUGUACGUCUCCCCAUCUUGACUAUCACGUUAUUCCCCCCUCUGUGAUAACAGCUAAUUACAUAUAAAAAUAAUCGCAUAAUUACAUAUUACCGGCGAUCGGGUUGAAAUAUCCUCGAUGUGGAAAUCUUUUUUGCAACAUACAUCAAAGAACGCGUGUUGAUCCUCAUAUUGUUGAUAUUGUUGGCAAUGGCUGUUUCUACUGCAUGCUUCCUUAUCGCUAUAAGAGCCGCGUUAUGAGAAAACUGGGCUUAAUGCAUGGGCGUAAAGUGUCAUCCCAGAUUUGCCUGGGCAGUCCGCACAGGCUGAUCAGGGACGACUCUUUCCGCUUUUAUGGUAUUUUUAGUUUCAGGGAUGUCCCACCUUACCAAAAAUCAAGUUUAGGCGGAAAGUGUCGUCCCUGUUUAGCCUGUGCGGACUGCACAGGCUAAUCUGGGACGACACUUUACGCGCAUGCAUUAUGCCCAGUUUUCUCAGAACGCGACUCAUAUGUUUUUCUUGGAGCGUGCUUACCGCCAUAGCAUAUUUGUUUCUUCUAAAGGCUACCGUGUAAUAAAUAAAAAUCAAACAAGAUAAGUAUUGAUGCAAAGCAUCAAAGGGCGUCGGGCAUUUCAGUGUAAAAGGCACUCAAUGAAGUUACAUGGGACGAUUUGUUUUCUACUGUAAAUAUUAAUAUAUUGGCCGAUUAUUUUAAACAAAAUAGAAAAAAGAUACUGGUAUAACCAUUAUCUAUGAUUUUGUGUUAUAACCCCCAAAUAACCAUUAAACGGGAAAGGCAUCAGGUCCAGACCAAAUAAAUAGUCAAGUCCUAAAGCAAAUUGCAUCUGAGAUUGCAGGUCCACUACAAAAUCUUGUUAAAUGUUCUAUUAGUAAUGGUAGGGUCCCACGGAGCUGGAAAGAAGCAAUUGUUUGUGCACUUCACAAAAAGUCUGAUCCUCAGGAUGUUGAAAGUUAUAGACCGAUCUCCCUUUUACGUGUUUUAAGUAAAUAUCUUGAGAGAAUUCUCCACAAAUAUAUAUUUAACUAUUUAAGGGCUAUUGAAUUUAUAACCAUAUUUCAAUCAGGCUUCAUUCCAAAAGAUUCCACUGUCAACCAAUUAGUCUCUGUAUAUCACUCCUUUUGUAAAGCCCUUGACGAAGGUAAAGAGGUCCGAGCCGUUUUUUGCGACAUUUCUAAGGCCUUUGACAGAGUAUGGCAUGAAGGACUUAUCCACAAGCUCCGACUAAGUGGUAUCUCGAGCAAUCUUCUAUCUUGGUUAAAAGACUACCUACAUGAGAGGACCCAGUGUGUUGUAAUCUCUUGCUGCCAAUCUGACCCAUUACCCAUAAACGCUGGUGUCCCUCAAGGGUCUAUAUUAGGGCCCCUCCUUUUUCUUAUAUAUAUAUAAAUGACAUUGUACGAGAUAUUUACUGCCCAAUUCGCCUAUUUGCAGACGACACCACGCUAUAUAUCAGCGUCGACAACCCUGUUGAUGCGGCUAAUCAUCCUUAUUCUGAUCUUUCAAAAAUUCAUUCUUGGGCUGAUAAGUGGUUGGUUACCUUCAAUCCAUUCAAAACUGAAUCCUUAGUUAUAUCUUGAAAAAUCAACCGCCCACUCCAUCCCCCUCUUUUUCUCAACGACUGCCAGAUCACUGAGGUUUCGUCUCACAAGCAUCUAGGCUUAACUUUUUCUGAUACAUGUUCCUGGCAUGACCAUAUUGAAUCAAUCAAGAAGAAAGCAUGGCAAAAACUCAAUCCAAUGCGAACGUUUAAGUUUACGCUCGAUAGAAAGUCCCUUCUAUCGAUAUACACAACAUUUAUAAGACCAAUUCUUGAAUACGCUGAUAUAGUCUGGGAUAACAUUAAUACACAAGAUGAAAUAGAACUUGAGAAGAUUCAACAGGAAGCCGCAAGGAUAAUCAGCGGGGCAACACGUUUGGCAUCUUUGCAAAACCUAUAUAAUGAAACUGCUCUCGAACCAUUACAAACUAGGAGAACAAAACAUAAACUUACCCACUUCUAUAAAAUGUAUAAUUCACUAACACCACCAUACUUGUGCACACUUAUCCACUCUAGCGUGGGAGAAAGAUCGGCUUAUCCUCUUCGUAACUCUAACAAUAUUCGCAGUAUUCAAUGCAAAUCACAACUUUUUACACGAUCUUUCCUACAAUCAACUAUAAACUUAUGGACCAAUAUACCGGAAUCGGUAAGAACAGCUCCUUCUCUCUCUGCUUUCAAAGCAAAUCUUAAUAAAGAUAAGAAAAUAAUUCCCCAGCAUUACUACGAUGGGGAGCGGACGUCCAAUGUUCAGCAUUGUACAAAGUCCAUAUUGUCAAUGCGGUGCGAUUGAAGAUACAUAUCAUAUUUUCUUAAAUUGCCCCAUAUAUACAGAAAAAAAAGAGUUAUCCUUUUACCAAUCUGUCCAGUUUCCAACCCAUAACUUUGCAACUACUUCUUUUCGGUGUUAAAGACGGAUCAUAUGAAGUAAACUCAUAAAUAUUCAAACUUGUUCAGUCUUUCAUUCGAGAUAGUCAUAGAUUCUAACCCAACUCUAUCUCAUGAACAAACCAUAUUCUGCUAACAAUGCCCCGUUCCCGCAACUGCUUCUUUUUCUUACCACAACUUCUCUUAUUCUGAAACUCUACUCUUUCACUUCUUUCCCUUAUUUUCUCAUUUUAUUAGCUAUUAUGCUAUCUACAUUACUCUGUUAUACUUUUUGUAUUUUAACUUUUAUUAUUUUUUCAUUUCUAAACGGUAUGCAAUUACCUAUCACUGUAAUAUAUUGUUCGUAAUUUUAACAUGUCUUUAAAUAGUUGUUAUACGUUUGGUUGUUUACACCAUUACAGCAGCGCUUCUAACUUACAGAAGAGAGACAUAGUAUAAGCCUCGAGCUUCCUUCUCAAUUCUGUCCAAUUGUAUUUUACAGCCUUUAUGUUAAGCAAUACUGCAAUUCUACCUGUCUAGCAUAUUGUUCAAAUAUAAUAUGUAUGUUUGUAUUGUAUUGUAUUGAUUAUAUGUACUAUCAAUGAACUAAAUAGUGUUUAAACCAAAUAACCAUUA